CCGGCGGGGAGCCUGUCCCCGGCGUGCCGCGCACUGCCGCCUGUCUCGCUUCCCGCUCUCCCGACCCGGCAGCAUCGUUGCGCAGCUGCCGCGGACCGGGCGGGACGGGACGUGUCGGGAGCUCGGCGGGGCUCGGGGUUUGCGGGGAGAGGCGAGGCUGGACGGCCGGGGCAGGGGCCGAGGCCGGCCGGCGCUGGCGGCGGGGGGCGGCGGGGGCCCGGCGCGGCGCGGUGCCGUCGGGGCCCGGCGCAUGGCGGCGGCGGGGGGCAUCGCUACGCUGCCCGACGACGGCGGCAGCGGCGCCUUUCCCCCGGGGCACUUCAAGGACCCCAAGCGCCUGUACUGCAAGAACGGCGGCUUCUUCCUGCGCAUCAACCCCGACGGGAAGGUGGACGGCGUCCGCGAGAAGAGCGACCCGCACAUCAAGCUGCAGCUUCAGGCGGAGGAACGAGGAGUGGUGUCCAUCAAAGGUGUCAGUGCCAAUCGCUUCCUGGCCAUGAAAGAGGAUGGCAGAUUGCUGGCCUUGAAAUAUGCAACAGAAGAAUGUUUCUUUUUUGAACGUUUGGAAUCCAAUAACUAUAACACUUACCGGUCACGGAAAUACUCGGAUUGGUAUGUGGCACUGAAAAGAACUGGACAGUACAAACCUGGACCAAAAACUGGACCUGGACAGAAAGCUAUCCUUUUCCUUCCUAUGUCUGCUAAAAGCUGACUUCCAUGGCAGAUUCUGAGCACCACACAGCACUAAAUAUGUCGCCUUCCCUGCUCCUCUCCAAAGUAGCCAAAUAUAAGCAAUUAUUUGCUGAUAUUACAACUACUUUUGCAGAUACCAGAUUAAACCAUGAAUGUUUAA
Messenger RNA from Taeniopygia guttata (zebra finch), 853 nucleotides. RefSeq names its product fibroblast growth factor 2 (gene FGF2). Gene Ontology annotation, molecular function: growth factor activity. The record is from RefSeq and is a predicted model, not a curated record. Lineage: Eukaryota; Metazoa; Chordata; Aves; Passeriformes; Estrildidae.